UUAGGAACUUCUUCACAUCUUUUUAAGCUGACCAAUACGCUGCCAAGCUGCUUGUACGCUCUACAUUGGGCUGGAAAAAAAUACAUCUAAAGCCUACUCCAUCGUCCAUGUACAAUUAUGAAAGGACAGAAGCACGUACAAUCAUUCCUUGCCAUGUAUGUAGUGACUUUAUUGACGUUACAAUCAGAAGGACAACAGCUACCAGAGGAGACGUGCACUAUUCAGAUCCUCGUCCCUGGCCUCAAAGGAGAACCGGGAGAGAAAGGACCAAAGGGAGCCCCUGGGAGACCAGGAAGAGUGGGCCCACCGGGGCAAAUUGGUCAACCCGGGCUUAAAGGACAGAAAGGUAUUAUGGGACAUUAUGGAAAAGUAGGACCUAGUGGAAUAAAAGGCAUAAAGGGAGAAAUGGGGGAUCCAGGACCGAAAGGCCCAGAUGGAGAGCCAGGCAUCCCAUGUGAAUGCUCACCAAUAAGAAAGAUGAUUGGCGAAAUGGACAUCGUUGUGGCUCAGCUAUCUUCAGACUUGAAGUUCAUCAAAAAUGCACUGCCCUCCCCUGCAGCUGUCGCUGGCAUAAAAGAGACAGACAGUAAGGUGUAUCUGCUGGUGAAGGAGGAGAAACGUUACUCGGAUGCCGAACGCUAUUGCCAGAUGAGGGGAGGGCAUCUAGCCAUGCCCAAGGAUGAGAGCGCCAACACGGCCUUGGCGGGCUACAUCACUGAAGCGGGUCUAAGCAGAGUCUACAUUGGCGUUCACGACCUGGACGUGGAAGGAGUGUUCACCUACGUGGACCGCUCUCCCAUGUCCACCUUCAGUAAAUGGAGAAAAGGUGAACCCAAUAAUGCUUAUGACGAUGAGGAUUGCGUUGAAAUGGUGGCUUCUGGAGAGUGGACGGAUGUUGCGUGCCACCCGACAAUGUUUUUUGUAUGUGAAUUUGACAAGGAUGUUAUCUGAGUUGCCAUUGGAAAAAAUGGACUACAAGACUUGCAUUGUUAAAAUGAUGCAAAAAAAAUUAGUACCACUUUAUAAUACGGAUAAACUUUUGAACGGUAUUAUAAAUUCAUUAUUUAGUAGUUGGUUUACACAUGUUUGAUAUUUUUUUCCCCAUAGAAAAUUAAGGAAA
Messenger RNA from Syngnathus acus (greater pipefish), 1120 nucleotides. RefSeq names its product collectin sub-family member 11 (gene colec11). The record is from RefSeq and is a predicted model, not a curated record. Bases 118 to 951 code for a protein of 277 amino acids. The transcript has 7 exons. NCBI's taxonomy places the organism in Eukaryota, Metazoa, Chordata, Actinopteri, Syngnathiformes, Syngnathidae.